AUGGACAGUUCGCCGGAUCUGUCGCUGAAGUUGCGGCGCGGUUCGAGCGAUUCGCGCGAAUCGUUCUACAUGGACUUUGCCCAGGGCAUCGACUCCGACAUCGAGGACGUGGUAACGAUGACGUCCGGUGGGGCCGGCGGUGUACCGUCGCCUUGCGCGCUACCACCAGCCAGCCUGCCGGAAGUGGUGACGUUACAGCCGACCAACACCACCAACCAGACCAGCAUCAUCCUGGAGGAGGAAGAUCCACUCAUCGAGGAAGAGGAGGAGGAGGAGGAGGAGGUAGAGGAGGACGAGAUGCGCCAGGAGACGGUGGUAAAGGAGGACCCAACAUCCAGACCGGAUGCCGUCAGCAACCUGCCGGAUGAGUGCGGGGUGUACGAGUUGCCACCGAUUUCCUCCUUUCCGUCGCCGCUCCACACACCGGCCAGCCUGCUCGUACCGUUGCCCGCGCUGGACAUCGACAUCGAAAGGGAUUCUGGUUUGCCGCCGCAGCCUAUCAUGCCAUCGCCGUCGGUGCCCCAGAAUGCGAUCGUGUCACCGGAAACGUUCAGCACGCAUACGUCACCGGCACCAUCGCUACACCAGCUGCCGAUCGGUCGUCCAGUAAGCCCACCCCAUCCUCCACCCUGUUACGAGCCCGCUCCGCCACCUCCCUUGCACCCACCGGCGGUGUUAACCACCGGGGCGGACUAUCCUUCGCUAUCCUCCGUGCAGGAGCUCGGCACAACCGAUGGGGAUGGUUCACGCAACGGUUCGUCGUUGGGCAUGCAGAGCAAAACACCGACCCAGCACGGGUCCUCCUCCACGUCGUCCUCGGCCGCAUUUCAGCCGCGCACCCUCCACACCCCAACGUCGAGUGCCAAAGCGAUCGGUACGGCACCGGUCGCACCAGCACCCCUGCUCGUGCCGCUGCCCCUGUCCGGUACGGCCGAUUCCGUACACUCCGCGCACCGGCCCGCCCACCGCCUGUCGCAGCAGUCCCUGGCGACACCGGCUAGUGGGGCCGCUAGUCAGACGACCACCACGCACCAGCACCUGUCCGUGCUGUACCACUCGCACCACCACCAUCUCCAUCCGAUACUGACCACCAACCGGCGCCCAUCGCGACUCCCCGAACCGGUCUACUAUCCUCCACCGCGCGAGGUGAAGCCUGGUGAAGCCCUCGCGACCACACUGUCCGCCCUCUACGGUAAGCUGCUCGUCGUGAUGGGUAUCGCUUUCCCGAUGGCGGAAGUCAUCUCCACCUACAUUCCACCUUCCUUCUACGAGGGCUUCUAUCUCUAUCUGUACAUCGGCAGCAUGGUGUUUCUGCUGUUCAUGUACACGACGCUACUCUGGGGCAAACCCAAGAUGCCACCUGUGUCGCCGGUUAAGAAGCAAACGAUCGCCAGCACGAAGAAGGUGAUGCACCGGACCAGCACCACCUGCUCGACGGACAGUGGCGAACAGUCGGACAGUGAGGACGACACGAUAAGCUCCAGCCCGAAGAUUCCGGUCCAGGCGCGCCGAAUGUCGCUGUCGGCCGGUGCUGCCUCACGCCUCCAGCACUUCGGUAGCUUCUAUUUGCGCAUGGGCGCAGUCGCAUUCGGCAUCGGUAGCAUGAUCUACUCCGGAUUGGAAUUCGGACAGUACUUUGAGCUGGAGCGCAACACCAAGUGCCACAACGUGCUGCUCGCACUGACGCCGGCGACCCGUAUGGCCUUCAUCUUCAUUCAGAUGUAUUUCAUUUUUCUAAACAACGAGCAAAUCAAGGUGUACCGGCAUAAGAUAGUGGCCCGGUUCGGGCUGAUGCACAUGAUCGGUACCAACCUGUCCGUAUGGUUCUCGGUGUUGAUACAGGAAACGAAGCACGAAAUAUUGACGUUUUACAAUCCGGAGAAUCGCACGCUGCGCAUUUCACACCGGUUGGGUAACAAGAUGAUGCCCCAUCCGGUGGAGACGGUAGCACAUCUACGGGUCGCCCGCGGUUUAAAGGGCCCGCACAACAUCUUCGAGUGCCGUCGGUCGAACAUCAUCGGUACGCUCGUGCAGGACGCAUCGCCGUUCCUCUUCCCGUGCACCAUCGAGUACUCGCUGAUCUGUGCCGCCAUCCUGUACGUGAUGUGGCGCAGCAUUAGCCGGCCGCAGAACGAGCAACCGCAGCGGCAGGAGAGUUUGCAUCCGCUGAAGCGUUCGCCCCACCACUACUCGGUGGACUGUGCCGGUGCGCACAAGGGCCUGUUCAUCGGCAUCCUCAUCCUGGUACUGACCAUCAUCUCGCUCAUCCUGUUCUUCGUGCUGAUAUCGCGGCCCGAGUUCGUCAGUCUCGCCGUGACCGAGGUGAACAUAUGCGAGCUAACGCUGUACGGUACGACGACCGCGGCCACACUGAUCGGGAUGUUUCAGGUGCGCCACAUGCAGUACGAUGCGUUCCGGAGCUUCAGCCUUGACGACAUUCUGCUGGUCGGUGGACAGACCGGUUCGUUCCUGUACAGCACGUUCACGGUUAUUGGCGGUCACUUUACGAUGCGGCGCGAUACGGUGCUGGUGUUGAUAACAGCGCUAGCGUCCCUCGUGGAGACCGCCUGCCAGACGAUGUUCAUCCUCGAUGCGAGUCGCCGUUCCGCCGCCACCCAGGAACACAUCCGGAAGAAACCGGGCCGGGAGAUAGUGACCUUCCUGCUGGUGAGCAAUCUCGCGAUGUGGGCCAUCAACACGCUCGAGAAGAGCCGGGCCGAAUCGCAUCCGAUUCAGCUGCACUUCUACGGUCUCUGGGCGUGGACGAUCAUAACGCACGUGUCGAUGCCGCUCGCCAUCUUCUACCGCUUCCACAGCACGGUGUGCCUGUGCGAGAUCUGGAAGCGGGCGUACAAGAUGAAGCCGGCGUACAUGUAGGGUCGUGCGAGUGCUUGGCCCUGUCCGGCACGCGUGUCCAGGAUAUGUGCCAGGCGUACGGAAGAACCGGCUGCAGAGGAAACGGUCGCUAGCGGUGUCCGGCAGGAGGAUCCCGCCUCUAUCGAUCUGAACGCGUAUCUCCGUGUCUAGGACUUUGGAUGCAUCUUUACUCAUACACGAGUUUCAAUGAUGUCCUCCAGGGCGAAAGAGAGCAGCAGAGAGGUGAACUUCAAAGGCGCAACUUCAAAGAUGCAUCACCACAUCCUGUGAGGGACCUUUUUACGGAGAAGUUUUAGUUUUACAUCCCCAUUUCUUAAAAACUCGGUGAGAUCGGACUUGGUGGCAAGUUGUUGGCGUCGUGUUUCGGGUGGCAUCACACAACCAGAAUUGUAACAUCAGCACAAUACGCACUCAGAAAAACACAAACACACCCCACCGACGAUUCUUCCAAUCGUACCGCAACUCCAACAAGCAACUUUUGUACUACGACGUACUACGUGACCUGCGAGUUCUACAUCGCAGAUGCCGGCAGAGCAUCAGUGGCAGACCAUGUUUUUAUGUGGGUGAAUAGAGGGACAGUAGAGCUUUUAGAUACAUUUUGUUCACACCAGGUGUUUUGGAGGUACUCUUUUUUAUAUACAUAUAUAAAUAUAUAUAUAUCGAAUCGUAGCAGCUAGUGGUAGAUAGGGUUAGUGUUGGUUACGCUCAACGUAUUGCACGAGCGGCAUCCAGUAGCAAGGCAGAUGUUUGUGGGGGAAGGCGAAUGGCGAAACGUCCAGUAUGUCGGAAACGGUAAUCGUCCAUGUAUGUUACUAUCUCAGCAAUCCUGCAAAAUACGGUGCGUGCGUUGUGUGUGUCUGCGAUGGCAUUCAACGAUAAGACAACGAGCUGUCAAACUCACAGCACAGCACACACUACCCGCGCUCCCAACCGUCUAAAACCGUCUAACACAUAAAUGUCCGGGUGCCAAAAACUCUCUGGCGCGCAAAAACGCACAUUCGGUGUUGAAACGUGUCCAAACAAAGUGAAUCAAAAGUCAACCAUAACUCAACUCAGUGUCAAAGCAAAUCAAAAACCAAAAUGUAAGAAUUAAUCAACUAUAGAUAGGAUGGAUAGAGGGGGAUGUGAUCACCGUGCUAAACUAUAUAACUUCCUGCCAGUAAGCGAACGUUUUUAUUUUGUUUUAACAAAACAAAAAAAUGGUGCCAAUUUUACGGGCGCGAAAACAGGAACUCUUUUAAUCGUUUAUUGCUACACCGCAUAACUGCAAUGGUACGGACAGCUGUUGCCAAACAAAUGGCGAAUGUUGGGAGGAGUGUCUUUUUAGUUUAUUUCGCUUCGUAGUAGUAGCGUGGUGGUAGUUCCAAUCCGCUCCGCCAGGUAUGUCCAUUGACAGAUACACUCCAAACCCCAUUCCCCAACUACCAAAAUCCACCGCAACACAGCAUGCGCUCGCGAUCGAUCGAUAGAUGCGUGCGACAGCUAAGUAGGCUAAGAAUAUCGAAGAAAUCCCAAAACCCCACGGUAACGGCAACGGAGCGUGAUAAGUUAGGCUUCCCGUUUGGUUUCCUUUUUUUUGCGCAGCAUAGUGAGACGCUCAUCGUGCCGUCUGGGGAGGGGGUCUUUUUUUGUUUUGUUGUUUGGGGGGACAAAAAUCACAACCAGACGAAAAAAAGGAAAAGCAAGAAAGAUCACAGCAACAUGUGUGUUUGCUUGCGGAAAAUGAGGAAAUUCUUCCGUGCUGACAUCAUCCGACAAACCGGUCGGCUUUGUUUGCCGGUGGUUGCGCUUUCGUUCUUCACCUACAUAUUAUUUGAGCCUUUUAUGUUUUCCGCUGUCCAAUUCGGGGAUAAUUAUUCGUGGGUAUAGGGUACCUUUGCUACAUCCUGCAUUAUAUUUGAUGGGUUUUUGCCCGUGGGGGGGCGAUAUUAUAACUAGUUGUAGACGGAUGAAAAAAAACGCUUAUUUAAGUAUGUAGAGCAUUCUGAUCCUGAUGGUACAUUCUCUUCUCAACCGCAUCUCGAGCACGAAACGAACGCAGAAGAAUCGCAUACCCACAAUGUACACGCCUCCACCUAUUAAUCUCUUUAAAGCUAUUAAUCGUUGUAUAUGCCCCGGAACCAUAAUUAGCGGGCCGAAUUUCGUGUGUUUUUUCCUUCCUUUCCUUUCACAAAAUCGUUGGCUGUCAAACCGUCCCAGUGCGGGUGACUGAAGCAAAAAAAAAAAACAAACAAAAAAAGAAAUAAAAAAUCCGCAUCUAGCCGUAUUUUCAUCUCAUGCUAAUCCUCUCUGUCACGCUCACUAUUUGCGACUAUCGCGGUACAGUAACAGCAAUGAACACAAACUCAAUCAAAAACACACACACUCCACCAUUUUCCCGUGUUUUUUUUUUUGUAGUAAUAAGUAAGAUUCACGUGUAGGAAACGAAGCUGUUACAGUGUUUUUUAAUUCCGUUUUGAGUCGUCAAAAAUUUAUUAUCUCCCUCUCGCUUCUCGCUACCAAACAAAACGUGAAGAAACAAAAGGAUAAAUUGCAAAACAAAUGACAUUAAAACAAAGAGGAAGCGCUCUAAUUAAAAGAGAAGAGAUAAUAAGAGAAAAUGAGAAAGAGAGAGGGAAUUUGUUCCGUUUGGUUGCAGUGUCGAUCAGUUACAAACGACAAACAACCUAUUACAACUUGUUUGUUACAUAUUACAAGCAUAUUAUUCGUGCGUGCGUAAAGUUUUGGGGAGGGGGAACAAAAAGAAAGAAAAGCCGAACCAAUUUCUUUGCUAAGUUGUGCCAGUUUUGAAAUAUUAUUAGACAGAUAAGCGUGUUUGCGAAAGAUUUAACAAAACAAAACCGCACCAACCGAUUACUAUUUAAUCGGAUGUUUUUAGGCUUCGAUGUUCUUUUAGCUGUGUAUACUAUGCGUACGUUACUGGGAUACUUUUUAAUACACAUACACACAUACACAAAACAAAAACGAACAGUCAUGUUCCGGUAGAGAAUAUUAUCGAAUAACAAAACACAAAAAAAAUGAAACAAAAACGAAAUAAAUUAAAGUCUAUACAAACUCAACGACGGCCAUUCGCGAUUUACAAAUAAAC
Messenger RNA from Anopheles moucheti, 5965 nucleotides. It is a transcript of the gene OtopLc, whose product is annotated as proton channel OtopLc. The transcript is spliced from 8 exons. Bases 1 to 2877 code for a protein of 958 amino acids. Gene Ontology annotation, molecular function: proton channel activity. Gene Ontology annotation, biological process: proton transmembrane transport. Gene Ontology annotation, cellular component: membrane. The record is from RefSeq and is a predicted model, not a curated record. NCBI's taxonomy places the organism in Eukaryota, Metazoa, Arthropoda, Insecta, Diptera, Culicidae.